Stylophora pistillata is the source of this 2053-nucleotide messenger RNA. RefSeq lists its product as uncharacterized. NCBI's taxonomy places the organism in Eukaryota, Metazoa, Cnidaria, Anthozoa, Scleractinia, Pocilloporidae. The record is from RefSeq and is a predicted model, not a curated record.
UGCCGUUUUGUCUUGCGACAGUCUCAGGUCAUUUCACCCAACAGAAAAGGUUCUUUUGAUCUCGGCGACAUUCACUUUAUAGAGCUAGUUGAUCGCAAAACCGUUUAUAUCGAGAUAAAGAUGACUUUCCCUCACCGCUUGAAGUUUGCAUUAUCUUUAAUAUGUUGCAUGCAACAUGCAUAUGGUACAUCAGUAAUCUCUUCAAAUGCAUCAGUAAAAGCGUCCACGACGGUGGCGACAAGUUCACCAACGACAACAAACAAAAUCGCAUCAACAACACAUACUACCACCACAUUAACAACAUCUAAUGCCGCAACAUCCUCAAUGGUUGUAAAUACAACGUCUAGAGGAAGGACGCACACCGCAGGAACACCAAUGACGACGACAACAACAUCGGCCGCUCCAGCCACAGUAGCAUUACCCUCAACAACUCACAUUGCAACCAAAUUGUCAAGUGCUUAUGCUCACACUACAAGUACGUCUGUCAUAACAUCAACUUCCAUGUCCACCAUGCGAAAUGCGUCUUUCAGCAUAGGGUCAGGGACUCACUACUCGCCACUAGAUUGCAAAUCUUGCAGCAUUGGAGGGACAAUCACAGUGACCAUGUCAUGUAACAUCAAGAUAAAUGGUAGCGACGAGAAAUGUGAUGGGUACAAGUUCAACAAAACCAGCUGUGAUUACGUUUCUUUGGGCGAUAGAGGGUACCCCUGUGCUGAGGUGAAAAUGAAUUACGCAGACUAUGUGGAAAAAAAGGUGACCGUUCCAAGAAAAUGUGGUGAAGUCUGCCCAGCCUCUGGCUCAGUGUUGUAUCCACACGUCUUGUUCAUUUUUGCAUCUGGCCUCGUUGUCGGAAUGUUAUCACAGACUCUGUGAACCCUCGGCCAUAGAAAACUUGAAGUUUCUAGCAAGAAAUAUAACGUCAUUUUAGUUCUCCAGGAGUAAAGCCAUAGAAAAAUUAUACUUUUAUUUCACGGAAGUUUAAUAGAUGCAAACCAAGGGAUUUUAUAAGCAAUUCUUGAAGUGAAAGUUUUUUGUAGAAAAAGUAGACACCACGGCUGAUAGGGAUGGAAAUCGAGUGUAGAUAGAGGCAGUAUAAUCAAAUCAUUUUAUCGAUGUAUAGAUGCUUCAAAACGACGAUGUUAAGAAAUGUAAUUUUUAGUUCACGCUAUGUUCUCGAUGAAAUGCGACUUUAGAGCGACGACACAGUGGCAAAAUGAGUGCUCAUGCUUGUAACUCGCGAGAAAUUUACGCGUGCAAAGGAAUGAGAAGGACAAUAUUUCCAUAGUAACACUAUCGAGGCAAAAUGGAAGCAUUUUAAAAUUCUCAUUGUUCGUUUUCAAUUCGUGGGGUAUAGGCCCAAAUCAAAACAGUUAAAGUUACUGCUUUUCAGAAAAGCUGGUGUCAAACCUCAUAUCUCUCACACAAAGAGAAAAGGUUUUUGGUAACAGGUGUGAAUUUAAUGACUGAAGUUAAGCAGCCGUAACAUGGCUGAGAAUUUCGUAGCGCUUGUUAUCGCUGUAGCGCUUCUGGCCAUCUCCUUCAGUAGGCAAAUCCCCGCAGAAAAAGUUUGUUGUCUCGGCUGAAAAACCCGCGUCAGCUUAUGUUUGCAAUAGAAGAACCGUUAGCCCUAAAAAGCUCAAAUAAUUCGAGUCAGGUAGCGGAGCAUGCGCACUCAUUUUGCUGCUAUGUUCUGGUGUGUGUCUACAGUGAGUAUCGUAGCGCCUGUUAUCGCUUUAGCGCUUCUUGCCACCUCUUUCAGGAGGCAACCCCCCGGAGAAAAAGUUUGUUGUCUCAGCUGAAAAACCCGCUCAGCUUAUGUUUGCGAUAGAAGAACCGUUAGUCCUAAAAGCUCAAAUAAUUCGAGUAGCAGAGCAUGCGCAUUCAUUUUACCGCUGUGUUCUGUGGUGUCUACAGUGAGUAUCAUGAGCUGCCUUUGAAGCUAACUAUUAAGCUUAUUUUAGAGUUUUGUUGAAAGGUUCAACUUUGUAAAGAAAUAUGUUUGUAUAGCCAGGGAGUGUAUGAAUUUUUCAUUAAAAGUGUUUAAAGAGGAGAA